AGGCGCCCUCUACGUGGCGCGGCCUCCGCCUCGCGUUCCGGCGCUCCACCGCCGCAUGCGGCGCGCACAGCACAAACAAAGCAUCUCCACCCCCACUCCCCACCGCGGCGAUGGCGAUGCUGCCCUCCUAGACCGCUCCCAAAUUCUCCAACCAGAGCCAGGCUAGCUAGGACGCCAUAGCCGCCGGCGCCGCUGACCGGAUAGAUAGGUGCCCUGGCCUCCAUUCGCCGCCGCCGACCGCCGAUAAAUCCCUCCUCCUCUUCCACUCCCACCUACCUCUGCGUGGUGGUGGCGUGCUCUUUUCCGAGGACCGACCGUGGCCGUGGGGAGCAAUGCUGUGACACGAGAUGGUACUGCCUCGCCGCUCCCAGAGGUGCAGGUGUAAAUGCAAUCGAAAUAUCCGGCAUGAGCCCUCUCUCUGAGCUGGUGUGGUCUCCGGAUGAUGGUCUCAGCAUUAAAAUCGCAGCGUCCAGCCUAAGCACAAGAAAAGCCUCUCUUCGCUGGAAUGCGGAUACUUUGAACAUAGUGAUAUCUUCGCCUCAGCAGAGCGGCGGCGGCGGCGGCGGCAAGAGUGGUGAUAACGUAGAUGCCACCCUAAGGGAUGCAGGAGAAAUGCCGUCGCAACCUCGAACUCCAAGUGACAGUUCAGUGAGAGUAUCCGCGGCUAGUCCAAAUAGAACACGAAACCUUGAUGCGCAACAAUCUACUUCUAUAAGAUCACAGGAACAAGAUUCAAAAUGCUCUGGAGGGAUCAGUGAGAUGAGUGAGGGGGAAGAAUUGUCUGACAGCUGCUGUGCAGAUAAGUUGAAUAAAGAGGAAGCGGAUAUUUGCCCCACAAGAUGCUCCAACGAUGCUUCACACAGUCCGGCUUCAAAAAAAGGCAGCCUGCAAAGUAUUUCGGAAAAACAGGUCUACUGUGCAACCGCUGUCCAUAAUGAGAGAUCUUGGGCAGAUAAUACCUGGCGAGCUCGAUUAGUAAAAGCAAUUAGUCAGAGGGACUAUGUUUUGCCAAACAAUGCAGUGAAUGCACAGCCACCUUCAUCCUUUGGGAGUUUCAGUAAUACAAAAAAGGUCCCAGGCAAGUUGGCAGGUUUUCUAGAUAACCAAAGUGAUAAGCACCAAGAUCUGGUUAUGCAGGACAACUGUAAUGGUAAUCAGGAAGAUCAGGUUAUGCAGGAAAACUGUAAUGGUGAUCACCAAGACCAGGUUAUGCAGGAGCACCAUAAGGAUGGGCCUAUUCUUGUCAAAUGUCAGUCAGCAUCUGGUGUUAAUCCUGUUUCAAAAUGUGAUUCGGCAUCCGGUGUUAAUUCUGUUGCAAGAUAUGAGUCAACACCAGAUGUUAAUCCUGCAAAGCUUGAGAAGGGCAAAGAAAAGGCAAUGCACGACCAGAGCAAUUAUGUUAGCAACACAAAAGAGGGUGAUGAUAGCAAUGAGAGUAUGGAGAGUUGUCCUAGGAUGAAAGCUCCAAAGCGAGAGUAUGCUCAAUACUCAACAGCGGAGAUGUCUUCUCGGAAUAAAAGAUAUAGAAGGGAAUACAAUGAAAGUUAUUGCUCAGGAUUGUUGAACAGAAAUGGCAGCUCUUUCUUUAACUGGAUGUCUUCUCUGACUAAUGGAUCAACCGUGUUUGAUAAAACUACCAAUCAGAAGUUGUCAGAGACUACUGGACAUGAACUUGCAGGACAUUCUCUGCCACUAGAAAAUAACAGUAGCAAUCGUCUGCAGUCUGUUGGCUUCAAUUCUCUUUUUCAAUCUCUUUAUAGUCAUAACGUUAUGAUAACUUCAAGAGAUACCCCUCAUCAAUCAGAAAUCAAUCCCACCGAGCGUGAAGCCGACAGGCUAUCACUGGAUUUGAAUGGUAGCAAUUCUAUGCUUGACAAGGAAAUUAGCACAGGCAGAGAAACUCUUGAUGUGGCUGUUGGGACUUUAGCUGCUGACAGCCUUCAAAUGGAGUCACCUGGUGGUAAAUGGAAUUUUAGAGAUCAAAGUGGAGUUUUCCCUUUGAGAGCCGGAAGAAACUUGAAGAUGCCUAACUCCAGUAAGUCAUGUUCUAAAACUCUUGAAGAAAAACAAAAUGAGUGCCAUGCGAGCCCUUUGAAUGCUGCAAUGGGAAAUAAAGGUGGAAUCACAGAAAGCUUGUGGGUAAGUCGGCUUUUACCAAAAAAAUCAAUGAAAUUGAUGGAUGCAACUCCGUGCAAUGUAAAUAGUGAUUUUUGUGCUGUCAAUCCAAAGGGUGCAGGUGAUAAGCUGUAUCCUUCAUCUCAACAGAAUGUUAAUGUGGAGAAGGAAUUCAACAGUUCACAAUACUUCACUAGCACAGGAAGUGACAAUGAGACAACAAGUAGCAAAUGCCCGGUGAUUCCUCCAGAGGAACAUAAGCAGUCUGAAACAAUGGCUUCCAUUCUUGCAAAGAGAUUGGAUGCGCUUAGACAUGCGAAGACCUCUGCAAUUAGGUUGGCUAUCUCCAGUGGAAUAUCUAAAGACCAUAAUCACAGAAAGAGUCCCUUUUUUAUUAAUUACAGCAGCCAUGAUGGACUAGAGACAGGACAAGGAACUCAAAAAUCUUCGAGUGGUGGUGGAAGGCUAGUUUUGUGGUCUGGUGACAAAGGAAAGGAACAAUUAUAUCCUCUCAGUGAUGAGGAAUUAAGAGGAAACAUGUUGGCAAGAGGUGAACAUCAGCAAUGUGGAGGGAGCAUGACUGGAAAGGCUGUAGCUCCUCAUGAUAAUUUAGAAGCAAACACAUCUGCUGAAUAUGUUGAUAGAAGAGGAGUACAAAUAAAGGAAGUGGGUUCAAAUUCCAUGGAGAGUCUGCCACAUAACAAGCAAAUUGUACCCUAUAAUAUUAUUACAAGUGACAUUGAUCAAUCAAGUGUUGUUUUUGGAGCCUUGCAGAGGCUUCGUUUGUCUCGAUCAGACAUCAUAAGAUGGUUGGCGUCACCAAUAAUGCACACUACCUUGGAUGGCUUUUUCUUGCGUCUACGUUUCGGUAAAUGGGAGGAAGCAUUGGGUGGCACAGGAUACCAUGUCGCUCGGAUAAAUGGAGCACUGGAUAGAAAUCGCCUCUCUGUAACGAUCAGGAAUUCAACUUGCCAAGUAGAUUCUCGCUUUGUAUCCAACCAUGGGUUCCAUGAGGAUGAGCUCAAGGCGUGGUGGUCUGCUGCCAUGAAGGGUGGCUGGAAACUACCGUCGAAAGAAGAACUUAGCAAGAAGCUAAGAGAAAGAGAGCUACUUCAUUUCGGAAAUGGAACAGGUCAGCCCGACAACACCUGAUGGCAGUACCCAAAACAUGAAAGAUUUCGGUCUUUACCGCCUUUCAUCCGGAAACGCCGGCGAUGCAAGCAUGACUGUUGGUGUUGGCUUGUCUGGUUAAGUUUUGUGCUGACACUGCUAUUCUCACGAGGCUUGGUGUAGUGAUGAUAGAUCCACCAUCCUUGGUAUAUUGAGAGAUUGAGGUUGUACUAAUACACGAUUCUAUUUUACGAUGGGAUUGGCUAUUGUGUGAGAAUCCUAUCUGUAAAUAGGAGGCUGCUGCCAGAAUAGUACACAAUGUACAACUGUUGACUAUACUUAGAAUAAGAUGGAUGUUCGUUGCUUG
Messenger RNA from Triticum aestivum (bread wheat), 3592 nucleotides. RefSeq lists its product as uncharacterized. The record is from RefSeq and is a predicted model, not a curated record. The transcript has 7 exons. NCBI's taxonomy places the organism in Eukaryota, Viridiplantae, Streptophyta, Magnoliopsida, Poales, Poaceae. Gene Ontology annotation, molecular function: DNA binding. Bases 406 to 3267 code for a protein of 953 amino acids.